AUGACGACAAGUAGAGCCUCCAUACCCGGUGGAAGACCCUCGAACAGCCAUUCUCAUCAAGUAGGGCAACACGAGUUCGUCCUGCCCAUCGCUGGUGGUAAUUCAGCUCACAGAGCUCCGAUGAUUCCCAAUUUAUUUCUUGACAGCCCGCCCAUCAAGGACUCCUUGUCCACCGGCACUUCUGAGGAACAAGAUGCCACUGCCCGCGAAUGCGUGCAAUCCGUGGCACCCGCGUCCGAUGAUGGAAUCCCUCGCAACGAGUAUGGAGUACCUCACCUGAACCGGGAACGUCACAUCAGAUUUCUCCGAAAGAGCCUAGGGACGCUUCCUGCCCCGUAUGUCGCUGCCGAUGCUAGCAGACCGUGGAUCUUCUAUUGGUGUUUGAACGGCAUGGUCCUUUUAGGGGCCGAUGUGUCAAGCUACCGGGAAGACCUCACCGAGACUGCACGUUCCAUGCAGAACGAGACUGGUGGAUUUGGAGGAGGCUUCGGCCAGCGAUCCCACCUGGCAACUACGUAUGCUCUGCUCUUGGCACUGGCCGUUGUGGGCGGAGAGUCUGCAUAUGAAGUUAUUGACCGAAGAGCUAUGUGGAAAUGGAUUUGCUCCCUGAAGCAGCGAGAUGGAGGGUUUCAAAUGUCAAGAGGAGGCGAGGUUGAUGUUAGGGGAGCCUAUUGUGCGGCUGUCAUUAUUACGCUGCUGAAUCUUCCGCUUGAUCUCUCACCCGAAUCACCAGCCUGGGUCGCUGACCCUGCCGAACGACCUGAUUUAUUCACAGGUCUGGCAGACUACGCCAAACAUUCGAAGGUGGCAUUUCGGGGAAGCCGGACGCUGAAGCCCACGGUGCAUACGCCUUCUGCGCUUUAG
Molecule: messenger RNA, 864 nt
Organism: Anthostomella pinea
Lineage: Eukaryota; Fungi; Ascomycota; Sordariomycetes; Xylariales; Xylariaceae
Source: the annotation of a GenBank genome assembly